CUGAUUAGUGCUCCCGCCGCAAACGCAGAGCGCGAUGGUGCAUGCUGAAGCAGGUGCGACAUCGCUGUGGGUCAUGACUGGCACCGCCGACGCCGAAGCGCUUGCCGAGCAUUGCGCGACCAUCGGCAAGCACCUGGACGUCGGAGAGCGCGCCUUGUCUGUCGAUGAGCUGCGCGCGGCUCCUCCAACCGUCGUGAUGUACGUCCACGAGCAGCAAGUCGGCGAUAUCGUGGUACUGCCGCCUCUGGGUGCGGCUCAGGUGAGGCCAAAUCGCGCACCCGCAUGCCACAUCACUCACGCCUGCAUGCCAGAUCGUGAACAAGGGCGCCAGAGUAGUGCGAUCGCGCACUUCGCAUCUCACGCUCGACUCGUUGGCUCUCGCGCUCGACAGUGAGCUGCCGAUGUACCAG
Molecule: messenger RNA, 410 nt
Organism: Tilletiopsis washingtonensis
Lineage: Eukaryota; Fungi; Basidiomycota; Exobasidiomycetes; Entylomatales
Exons: 1
Coding region: 35-394 (119 amino acids)
Source: RefSeq, a predicted model, not a curated record